AGGUUUGCUGGGAACGGUUGUUGCGGUUACUUGGGAGAUAAAGAUCCAGGAGUUCAAAUCUGAGUUUGUUACUUGAUUGUUAUUUUGUUUGUUAUUUGGAGUAAAUUCCAGAGGACUAUAAAUUGGAGUAUGAUUUGUAAUUGGAUGGUUUGUGGAAUUCAAUACAAUUUUAUCAGAUUUCUCUAUCUCUCUCAUCUAAAAAUCUCCCAAAUCUCCCCCAAUUUCUGCCAUUCUCUUCCAUUAUAGUUGGUAAUGGAGGAUCGGUUUAGAAGCUUGGAGGCUCAAGUCGUCGAACAAGGAAGCAAGAUAGAUUCAAGAUUACAGUCCGUGGAAGAUACGAUCCAGGAGUUCAAAUCAGAGAUGUUUGCACAGUUUGCUGGCUGGAAAUCUGAGAUGACCGAGCUACUGCGGCAGAAUCGACCACCAUCCCCGGUAAUAGAUCCAUCUUCUGCACAUGGGCGGGGUCAAACAAGCCUUCCGAAUCAAGGGGAAGGAAGCCAAAUGCCUGGAAGGAGACCGGGAAAGGAGCCUGCAGUGCAGAAUGACCCUGAGAAUCCUGAAAUUGUGGUGGAAGAUGAGGGCCUAGGGGAAAACACCCAUGCAUUUCAGAUUGGCCAAAGGGUUGAUGAUCUGGAUUGGGCUCCAAGAAGAGGCAAUUUGGAGGUUAGGCAGCAAGCUCAGGGCCAUGGAGGUGACAAUUGGAGGGAAUCAUAGUUAGAUUCUUGGACACUCCCAUUCUCAGAUCUUCCAUACCAAAACAAAUAUAUAACCAGAAAGUGAUGCUGUCUAUAAAGAAGUUUGCUGAGCUUGAACCAAAGAAGUAGCAGACCCGACCAGCAAAGAUCACAACUUGGUAGAGGAAGCAUCAGACCAGCAGGGCUGGAAGCAGUGCUGUUUCACUCCUUGGGGCUGUUAGUUCUUGCAGAUUUGUUAUUAGAUAUUUACCUUCUUUCUAGUAUAAAUAGGGAAUAGAUUGUACUGGAGUAUUAUGCUUGGAUGAUUACUGUUUUCUUCUU
Molecule: messenger RNA, 1016 nt
Organism: Ipomoea nil (Japanese morning glory)
Lineage: Eukaryota; Viridiplantae; Streptophyta; Magnoliopsida; Solanales; Convolvulaceae
Exons: 2
Coding region: 253-714 (153 amino acids)
Source: RefSeq, a predicted model, not a curated record